Messenger RNA from Lepisosteus oculatus (spotted gar), 1439 nucleotides. RefSeq names its product adaptor related protein complex 1 subunit sigma 3a (gene ap1s3a). Gene Ontology annotation, biological process: intracellular protein transport; vesicle-mediated transport. The record is from RefSeq and is a predicted model, not a curated record. Gene Ontology annotation, cellular component: membrane coat; intracellular membrane-bounded organelle; AP-1 adaptor complex. Lineage: Eukaryota; Metazoa; Chordata; Actinopteri; Semionotiformes; Lepisosteidae. Gene Ontology annotation, molecular function: clathrin-cargo adaptor activity.
GCGAAUUACCGCACCGCAGCACAGAAGCGGUACAAGCUUUGCAAAUACAGCACCUUUAUCUUGCUGACUGACAGGUAAACACCAAUCCGGUGUUUGCACGGCAGUGACGUGAGUCUUUUCCUCGGUGGAAUUACACGCCAGGGAGGAGUUCAGCAACUUUCUGUUUGGAGAAUUCUGGGAAAAGCAACUAUGCGUUUACUAAAGAUAUCGGGACUUUGCGAUAAAUAAAACAAUUUGGUAGUUUUCAAUUUAACACGUGCGCCAAUCGGACUGUGGGGAACCUUGAAAUAUGAUGCGCUUCAUGCUGCUCUUCAGCCGACAGGGCAAGCUGAGGCUGCAGAAAUGGUUCAUGGCGAUCGGAGAGCGCGAGAAGAAGAAGAUCAUCCGGGACAUGACUCAGAUGGUCCUGGCUCGCAAGCCAAAGACGUGUAACUUUUUGACAUGGAAGGAUCUUAAGAUUGUAUACAAAAGAUAUGCCAGCUUGUAUUUUUGCUGUGCAAUGGAAGAAGGAGACAAUGAGCUUCUGGCCUUGGAAAUCUUGCACCGCUAUGUUGAACUCCUGGACAAGUACUUUGGCAAUGUGUGUGAGUUGGACAUCAUUUUUAAUUUUGAAAAGGCCUAUUUCAUACUUGACGAGUUUCUCAUGGGAGGAGAGAUUCAGGAAACAUCCAAAUUGUUGAUCUCAAAAUCGAUUGAGGAGUCUGAUAUGUUACAGGAGACAAUGGAGGAAUAUAUGAGUAAGCCAGCAUUUUAAAAGAAAAUGUUUUAAUGAAGUAUCAUGUUUCAGACUUGAAGAUUUGGGAGUUUAUGAGCUAAAAGUGAAUUAAUUGAAAAUGGAGAGUUCUCACCAAAGUGCCACAUCCUUAAAUUACAUCAGAUUUAUACUUAAUACUCUCAUUAUCUUCUCAUGUAAUAUUGUCAAUGAGUAGUGUCAUUUUGGAAUUAUGGACUAAAGUCUCCAUUUCUGUUUAAGUUUUCAUUAAUCUGAUUCAAAUGUAUUUCAAUGGAAUACAUAUUGAGUGCAUCCUGUUAUAUGAAGGCCUGAAAAAUAUCUGACAAAUGUGUGCCACCAUCUGUUGGACCUGGUAGUCAGGCUGAUGGACAUGUACGAGGGUUCUGAUUUCAGGAAAAAUUAAAAAUCACUAAGCUUCAUAGAGACAGGAUUUGUAAUUAUUGUAGUUUUAAAACUACAGUCCUUACAUUUUUUACCACUAGAUCAACAAGCCCUGAAAUGAAAUUCCCUGCCUUUUUAUCAUUUUUGCCCGAUAACAGCUUUUUCAAACAAUGAAAAAUAAAAUAUAACAAUGCUUUUCAUAAGUGGGUCUUGACACCGUUAUUAUAUAAAUUGUUCGAUGUUUCAUAUCUUAACUCAGAUUACAUUAGAAACACAAAGCUGUGUUGAAAAUACCUUUGUCAUAAAAUAAUAUUUUCAUAAAUAA